Coregonus clupeaformis (lake whitefish) is the source of this 3002-nucleotide messenger RNA. RefSeq names its product mitogen-activated protein kinase kinase kinase 2 (gene map3k2). The transcript has 15 exons. Gene Ontology annotation, biological process: protein phosphorylation. Bases 407 to 2323 code for a protein of 638 amino acids. NCBI's taxonomy places the organism in Eukaryota, Metazoa, Chordata, Actinopteri, Salmoniformes, Salmonidae. The record is from RefSeq and is a predicted model, not a curated record. Gene Ontology annotation, molecular function: ATP binding; protein binding; protein kinase activity.
UGUGUUGUGGUUGGACUCUUCCAACUCGGCUUGCUGUUAUUAUUGGGGGAAGAUUGCAGCUGAGCUGUGUUGGUAGAAGCGUUUUCAUGUAGCUAGCUUUAUAAGUCAAACAGAAGUGUGGAUGAAGUUUUCGUCAACGGAUGUAUAUUCAAACGCUUGUUUUAAUUCGUUUACAUCGGCAUUAUCAGUUUUCACGUCGAAGAACAUAUUGCACAACACAAGCGUUUGUGAUAUCUUGGCCUGAAACUCCGGGCCUUGGACUCAAGUAAAGUUCGAAGCGGACUCUAAACUUCUGCUUUCUCAAAGACCGCUAUCCGCGGGGCCGGGGCUCUUGUCGCUGGCCCUGUGGAUGAGGAAGUGAAGAUACAGAAUCCACCCAGAUUUUACAGGAGAAAGGAACCCUUUGAUGGGAGAAUCCUCUAUCCUGGACUCCUGGGUGAAUCAACGUGUCAAGAUGAAUGAACAGGAGGCACUGAACUCUAUAAUGCAGGACCUGGCCGAACUGCACCGCUCCAGCCGCCCUGCCAUGACCCUAUCUGACCUGGGCAAACCCAAGGCCUCUUCACCCAAAAAUCAGAACGAUGUACGAGUGAAGUUUGAGUUCAAAGGGGAGAAGAGGAUCUUGCAGUUCUUUCGCCCAGUCAGGCUGGAUGACCUGGGGAACAAAGCCAAAGUGGCCUUUGGUCAGGCCAUGGACCUGCAUUACACCAACAAUGAGCUGGUGAUUCCUCUGACCACUCAGGAUGACCUGGACAAGGCCGUGGAGCUGCUGGAUCGCAGCGUCCACAUGAAGAGCCUGAAGAUCCUCCUGGUGCUCCAGGCCUCCUCUCAGACCUCCACAUCCAGCAUGGACCUGCUGCCCCCACACGAAGACCUGGACAACACACGCUUCAGGGCCACAGACCAUAAAAGCAUGCUGGCUUUGAUAGGGUCCCACUCCGGCGACCGCAGCUCCCCCCCUCCAGGCUACAUUCCCGAUGCCCUCCAGCAGGUGGCCAGAAAUGGCUCCUUCACCAGCAUUAACAGCGAGGGAGAGUUCAUUCCAGAAAGCAUGGACCAGAUGCUGGACCCUCUGUCGAUGAGCAGUCCAGAGAACUCUGCAUCGGGGAGUUGUCCCUCACUGGACAGCCCACUGGACAGUGAUAACUAUCCUAAGUCACGUAUGCCCCGAGCACAGAGCUACCCAGACAACCACCAAGUCUACCCAGAGUACGAUAUUCCAGUGUUUGAGAAGUCGGGGAAAGGGGGGACUUACCCACGGCGAUACCACAUUUCCUUUGGCCUUCAGGACUACAGUGAUGGGCGUAAGACGUUCCCUCGAGCGCGGCGGACCCAGGUCCACGGUUUCCAUUCCCCGGUCAGUUUCAGCCCCACAGAGCAGUCUCCCAGCACCAGCAGUGGCAGCAGCAUCUUCACCCCAGACCUGGAGGAGCCCGGGGGUCGCAGACGCAGGGGCAGCGACAUCGAGCCCAACCCCACCCUCUCCGUUAUGGACAUCAGCCCACCCAGCCGCUCUCCACGUGCCCCUACUAACUGGCGGAUAGGGAAGCUGCUGGGUCAGGGUGCGUUUGGCCGGGUCUUCCUCUGCUACGAUGCAGACACUGGCAGAGAGCUGGCUGUUAAACAGGUCCAGUUUGACCCAGAGAGUCCCGAGACCAGCAAGGAGGUAAGUGCCCUGGAGUGUGAGAUCCAGUUACUGAAGAACUUGUGCCAUGAACGGAUCGUCCAGUACUACGGCUGUCUACGAGACUCCAACGAGAGAACACUGUCCAUCUUUAUGGAGUACAUGCCAGGGGGCUCCAUCAAAGACCAGCUGAAGUCGUACGGGGCCUUGACUGAAAACGUGACGCGUAGAUACACCCGUCAGAUCCUGGAGGGAGUGUCCUACCUACACAGCAACAUGAUCGUCCACAGAGACGUCAAAGGGGCCAACAUCCUGCGGGACUCUGUGGGAAACGUGAAGCUGGGGGACUUUGGGGCGAGCAGGCGGCUACAGACCAUCUGUCUGUCAGGAACAGGGAUCAAGUCAGUGACUGGUACUCCCUACUGGAUGAGCCCAGAGGUGAUCAGUGGAGAGGGCUAUGGGAGGAAGGCUGAUAUCUGGAGUGUGGGCUGCACGGUGGUGGAGAUGCUGACCCAGCGGCCCCCCUGGGCCGAGUUCGAGGCCAUGGCAGCCAUCUUUAAGAUCGCCACCCAGCCCACCAACCCCUCGCUGCCCGCCCACGUCUCCGACCACGGCCGCGACUUCCUCAAGCGCAUCUUCGUGGAGACCAAGCUGAGGCCCUCGGCCGACGACCUUCUGAGGCACAUCUUUGUUCACUAGCCCAUCCCCCUGACCUCGGACCCCUGAACUGCCAGAGAUGGCCUUAGCUGAUUCGCUGUCCUCGCCUCUGACUCCCCCCUGACUCCGCCCUCCCAGCUCCAGGCGGAAAGCCCCCAUUGGACCAGAGACGACAUGGUGGGAGGUAUCCAUCUGGUGAUUGGAUGAGGGAGAGGUGGGUAGAGGUGGGGACUACAACUCCUGCGUCUCUGUUUUUAGGAGACUGGCAAGGAGGAAUUAAUUAAUGAACUCGUUUAGAGAAAGAACGUUGCACCUUAAUUUCACGAAUAGGGUAAGUUGCCCAAUCAAGACGAAAAAAUAACCUUUUUUGAAAAUAUGUUUUUAUGAUGAAUAUCUCCUGCUUUUGAUUGUGGAGUGGGACUCAGUCACUCUGUGCUUAGCUCACUGAGUCAACGUCGGUGUUUCUGAUCUGGACCUUAGUGGAGAUUUGAGGUGAUCAUGAUAAUCUGGGCCACGUUCAGUAGGCAAACGUUGUGAAACGUUGCAGAUAGAAAUGGCAGGACUAGAGCCGAAACGAUUCCUUAUUGUAUUCUGGUGAACGCACCCCUGGUGGUUAGUGUGGUCCUGACUCGACCCAGAAUGUACCGCUGAAAACCCAGAGCACGCUGCUAUCGAAACCACAACCAGAACACCGGGUGAGGAGAACACUCCAACCCCCCCC